AUGCCACAAACCGUCCAACUCAAGGCGCCGAAUGGAAAACAGUGGGAGCAGCCGACAGGCCUCUUCAUUGAUAAUGAAUUUGUAGACUCUUCGUCCCCUUCGAAUACGAUAUCGUCAGUAGACCCCGCCACUGAGAAGGAGAUCGCUGCAGUACAGGCUGCGACCGCGGAAGAUGUUGAUCGUGCGGUCAAGGCUGCGAAGAAAGCACUCCAGAGUCCAGAAUGGAAGUACAUCGAUACCAGUGAACGCGGAAGGCUCAUAGCGAAGUUGGCAGACUUGGUCGAGGAGAACAAGGAGCUUCUUGCGACGGUCGAUGCCUGGGACAAUGGCAAACCAUACAACAACGCCCUUAAUGAGGAUCUUCCCGAAUCGUUUUCCGUUCUCCGCUACUACUCUGGCUGGGCGGAUAAGAUCUCGGGCCAGACCGUCAAUGCCACGCGCCAGAAGUUUGCGUACACUAUCCGCCAGCCCAUUGGUGUUGUCGCCCAAGUCAUUCCCUGGAACUAUCCCUUGUCCAUGGCAUGCUGGAAAAUCGGGCCUGCUCUUGCUUGCGGAAAUACUGUGGUACUCAAAGCCGCCGAACAAACGCCUCUGUCAAUUCUCAUCUUAGCCAGCCUCAUUAAGCAAGCUGGGUUCCCACCGGGCGUGGUGAAUAUCCUGAACGGUCUAGGAAAGGAGGCUGGCGCGGCAUUGGUACAGCAUCCGUUGGUCGACAAGGUUGCAUUUACCGGCUCCACAGCUACGGCUACUCAAAUCAUGAAGAUGGCUGCAGUAGGACUGAAGAAUAUUACCCUAGAGACGGGCGGUAAGUCUCCGUUGCUCGUAUUCAAUGACGCCGACAUGGAGCAGGCGGUACGAUGGUCUCAUUUUGGUAUCAUGUCGAACCAAGGUCAGAUUUGCACUGCCACGUCGCGGAUUCUAGUCCAGGAGUCAAUCUACGAAACCUUCCUCGCUCAGUUCCGGCAGCAAGUCAAGGAGGUAUCCGUCAUUGGCAACCAGUGGAGCGAUUCUACCUUCCAGGGUCCUCAAGUGACCAAGCAGCAGUACGAGCGUGUGCUCUCGUACGUCGACAUUGGCAAGUCCGAAGGCGCGGAGCUCCUCGAGGGCGGUGAAGCCUGCAGCGGUGAAGGCUACUUCGUCAAGCCCACCAUCUUCACCAAAGUGUCGCCCAGCAUGCGCAUCUACCGCGAAGAAAUAUUCGGACCUAUUGUCGUUAUUGCAACGUUCAAGGACGAAGAGCAAGCCAUUUCCAUGGCUAAUGACUCGACAUAUGGCCUCGGCAGCGCCAUCUUUACCCGGGACCUCGAGCGCGCGCAUAGAGUCGCCGCCGAGAUUGAAACCGGCACCGUGUGGGUGAAUAGCAGUCAGGAUGUAGACAUCAGAGUCCCCUUUGGCGGCGUCAAGCACAGCGGUAUUGGGCGCGAGCUCGGCGAGGCUGGCCUCGAUGCUUACUCCCAGAUCAAAGCCGUGCAUAUUAAUAUGGGUACUAAGCUCUAA
Molecule: messenger RNA, 1497 nt
Organism: Bipolaris victoriae FI3
Lineage: Eukaryota; Fungi; Ascomycota; Dothideomycetes; Pleosporales; Pleosporaceae
Exons: 2
Coding region: 1-1497 (498 amino acids)
Molecular function (GO): oxidoreductase activity, acting on the aldehyde or oxo group of donors, NAD or NADP as acceptor
Source: RefSeq, a predicted model, not a curated record